Molecule: messenger RNA, 1977 nt
Organism: Bombina bombina (fire-bellied toad)
Lineage: Eukaryota; Metazoa; Chordata; Amphibia; Anura; Bombinatoridae
Gene: SH3GLB2
Product: SH3 domain containing GRB2 like, endophilin B2
Biological process (GO): membrane organization
Cellular component (GO): cytoplasm; membrane
Molecular function (GO): protein binding
Source: RefSeq, a predicted model, not a curated record
AUGGAUUUCAAUGUGAAGAAGCUGGCCUCUGAUGCUGGGGUCUUCUUUACCAGGGCUGUGCAGAUUACAGAGGAAAAACUUGGGCAAGCAGAAAAGACUGAACUGGAUGCUCAUUUUGAGAACCCUGUUGUCCAGAGCAGAUUCCACAAAAAAAUUGGGACAGAGAAGAUUCUGCGACAAUCUGAGGUUCUCCUGCAGCCCAACCCUAGUGCCCGGGUAGAAGAGUUCUUGUAUGAGAAACUAGACAGGAAGGUCCCUUCUCGAGUUACCAAUGCAGAGCUCGUGGGCCAGUAUAUGGUAGAGGCAGCAAAUGAUUUUGGUCCGGGUUCACCCUACGGACAAACACUCAUCAAGGUUGGAGAUGCACAGAAACAUUUGGGUGUUGCAGAACGAUUCAUGCACUCAUCUUCUAUCAAUUUUCUUACACCUGUUCGCAAUUUCCUGGAAGGCAUUGGGAGAACCAUUUCUAAAGAAAGGCGAAUCCUGCAGAACCGCCGUCUAGAUUUGGGCUGCAAAGCUCGUCUAAAGAAAGCAAAAGCAGCUGAGGCCCAAAGCACUGCUUUGCCUGAUUUUCAGGAGACCCGUCCUCGUAAUUACGUGCUGUCGGCCAGUGCGUCAGCGCUUUGGAGUGACGAGGUGGACAAGGCCGAGCACGAGCUGCGAGUGGCACAGACAGAGUUUGAUCGGCAAGCAGAAGUGACCAGGCUUCUUUUGGAAGGGAUCAGCAGCACCCAUGUAAAUCAUCUGCGAUGUCUGCAUGAAUUUGCAGAGGCACAAGCGACUUACUUUGCACAAUGCUACCAGUACAUGCUUGAUCUGCAGAAGCAGCUGGGCAGAUUCCCUGCCCCAUUUGUGGGAAACUCAGAUGCUGCCUCCUUACCACUAAACACAUCCACCCCAGCAGCCACUCUUCCUGUGCUCCAGGAAGUCAGCCCAAACCCUGUAGAUGGGUCUCUAAACUCAGUUGAAGUGAAUCCAGCAGCCAGCGGCACGAGGAAGGCUCGAGUGCUGUACGAUUACGAAGCUGCGGAUAGCAGUGAGCUGGCUCUGCACGCAGAUGAGCUAAUUACUGUGUACAGCCUCCCUGGCAUGGAUCCUGAUUGGCUAGUGGGUGAGAGGGGGAACAAGAAGGGAAAAGUACCGGUUACCUACCUGGAACUCCUCAGUUAGACUUGAGUAAAGAGGUGCAUAAAGUCUCUCAACAAGCCAACUGCCCUGGAGGGUGAAUCCACUGCUCAAAGGCUGCUGCUUCCUGUCUCCAUCAUCCCUCACAAUGAGGCUGCACGUUUGCAUUUAAUAUGUCCUUUCGUUUCCUUUCUUUCAUCCUUUACAAUGCUUCAAGGACAUGUUAGAUUUAUUGAUGACUACUCCAGCACUAAAGGGGUUAAUUGCUUCACUGCAGUGACCCUUUGACUUCAGGAGAGAAUGUCGUUUUCUCAUAACCACCAGGUCUCACAAGGAUCUGACAGUCGGUCUGGUCAGUGGGGUGUGAAGGAGAACGUGUUUUAGACGUCAACAGCAGCUGCUGAAAGUCACUGUGUGUGGGACUGUCCCAGCUUCAGUUUGUUUUGUCCUGUAAAGGGUUACUUACUUUUUUUUAGGGGUCUCUGAGCAGGGAGAUUUGUAUCUCUGCUGUGUCACUUUCAUAGCUUUAUGCAGUAAGAUUGUACCUACUAUAGACAGGAUGUAGAUACAAAUGUGUCCUAUACAAGAAUAACUAGUUCCUCUCUCCCAACCUGCUGUAUUCCAGCAGCUGUGCAAAUAAAGCUCUUUUCUAAUUUGGAAUUGGAGUUUGUGAGCAUUGGAAAAAUUCCCUUUAUGCAACCGACAGAGGCUAAACUAAGGUCUUUACACCAGGGCCCCUCAAACUAAUCUGCUUCUUAUGUUUUCUUCUUUCAAAUCAGUGUGUUAUUUAUUGCCUGUCUGCACCAUUGUCUGUGUUUGAUUAGAUAUUAAUAAACAGAUGUCAUUCCUGCA